AUGCUUCUCUUUCAAGGGUCAGCUAUUUUGUGCUUUUAUUCAAAUGGUCUUGUUCAAGGCCAUUGUAUUGAUAAAAAUAACAAUACGUGUCCUUAUAGUUUAGCAGGCACUCGAUCAGAUCAUGUUGAUCCUCUUCAUCAUGCUUGUAUGGAACCCGAUGACUUUUACUCUCUCUUAAUUCAAUCUCAUCACAGUCAAGAAAAAAUAAAUUUGCUUGUACGACGACCUAAAGAUAAUGAUGCUGGCAAUUUAUUUACUCGUGAACACGACAACAAUAACAAGUAUGAUUUCUUAUUUCAAACACAUCAAUUUUUAUCUGGUCAAAAGGCAUUGGCUAUUCAACACAAAUACUUUGGUUCAUCUCAUGAUGAACACGUCGUCGUUUGUAUUGGCCCUGUCGAAUGGAAUCAACAAGACGAAUCCAAUGAUGUCAUUGCUUUAUCAUGA
Molecule: messenger RNA, 447 nt
Organism: Gilbertella persicaria
Lineage: Eukaryota; Fungi; Mucoromycota; Mucoromycetes; Mucorales; Choanephoraceae
Exons: 1
Coding region: 1-447 (148 amino acids)
Source: RefSeq, a predicted model, not a curated record